AUGGUGAGGAUUAGAGGAGGGUCUGUAAGUGCCGGACACACCUUUAGGCUCAGAGAUGAAGAGGAUGAAGAUGUUCAAAUUGUCGAACCUUCCAUCAAAUCACCCAAAAAGAAAACUGAAAAUCGUGGUGGAAAAACGAAGCAGUCUGCAAAGAAAAAACAGACUGUUCAAACCAGAGAACCAUCUGUUGAACCAACUGAUGAACAGAUGGAGGAGCAACAAUCUGAAGAGCAUCCAGCCAGUGGCAAUGAAGAGGAACUGGAGCAGCCCACCAAUGAAGAUGUAACCAUCACGAAAUCACCCAGGAAGGGAAAAAAGACCACUAAAAGGAAGAGCAUUACUCAACCCAAGGAAAAGGAAACUGCUGAUCCUUCAGGGGAACAGAAGGAUACAGAAAAAAUUACUGAGGAAUAG
Coffea arabica (coffee) is the source of this 414-nucleotide messenger RNA. NCBI's taxonomy places the organism in Eukaryota, Viridiplantae, Streptophyta, Magnoliopsida, Gentianales, Rubiaceae. The record is from RefSeq and is a predicted model, not a curated record.